AUGAUGGUCGAGCCUUCUGAUACUAUAGAAAAUGUGAAAGCGAAGAUCCAGGAUAAGGAGGGCAUCCCUCCGGAUCAGCAGCGGCUGAUCUUUGCUGGGAAGCAGCUGGAAGAUGGACGCACACUGUCCGACUACAACAUUCAGAAAGAAUCAACCCUUCACCUUGUGCUGAGACUUCGGGGCGGUGCCAAGAAAAGAAAGAAGAAGUCUUACACCACCCCCAAGAAGAACAAGCAUAAGAGAAAGAAGGUUAAGCUUGCAGUGCUCAAGUACUACAAGGUGGACGAGAACGGCAAGAUCAGCCGCCUGCGCCGGGAGUGCCCGUCGGAGGAGUGUGGGGCUGGAGUCUUCAUGGCCAGUCACUUUGACAGGCACUACUGUGGCAAGUGCUGUCUGACCUACUGCUUCAACAAGCCAGAGGACAAGUGAAUGUCCCCCACAAUAAAGAGCUGACCUUCUGUACGGUU
This is a messenger RNA of Manacus vitellinus (golden-collared manakin), 467 nucleotides long. RefSeq names its product ribosomal protein S27a (gene RPS27A). Gene Ontology annotation, biological process: protein ubiquitination; translation; modification-dependent protein catabolic process. Gene Ontology annotation, molecular function: structural constituent of ribosome; protein tag activity; ubiquitin protein ligase binding. Gene Ontology annotation, cellular component: nucleus; cytoplasm; ribosome. Bases 1 to 429 code for a protein of 142 amino acids. The transcript has 5 exons. The record is from RefSeq and is a predicted model, not a curated record. Lineage: Eukaryota; Metazoa; Chordata; Aves; Passeriformes; Pipridae.